Messenger RNA from Trichoderma atroviride IMI 206040, 2682 nucleotides. The record is from RefSeq and is a predicted model, not a curated record. NCBI's taxonomy places the organism in Eukaryota, Fungi, Ascomycota, Sordariomycetes, Hypocreales, Hypocreaceae.
AUGAUGGAAAAACAACCUGCGGCAGCAAAGGCCCCUGCCCAUGAACACCAGGGAAACUCUUUUCUGCAAAAUGACGGAGACAAGGACGAGGCGAACCGCAAAAAGACAGGCACUACCAGGAAGCGGACCAAGACCGGCUGUCUCACUUGUCGUAGGAGACGAAUUAAAUGCGACGAAGGCAGGCCAAUUUGCAACAACUGCAUCAAGUCGAGACGCGACUGCGAAGGAUAUAGCCAAAGAGUCAUAUUCAAGGAACCUCUUGGCUCGUUUUCCUCACCUUUUAGCCAAGGGAUCUACUCCUCGGGUCCUUCGGGCAUUGCAGGUGAUCCGCUGUCCACGCACCCCGGCAGGCAGCCAUCAAGAGGGCUGUUUCCAGCAAUUGCGCCGAGACCUCCCUCUCUUGACCAUCAUCAACAUGGAAUGCCUCUUCAGCCGACUGUAGCACCAUAUCAGCAUCCAUUUCAUCAAGGAACAUUGUUACAAAACGCUCCCGCAUACAACAUGGCUCCCAAUCAAUAUAUGCAGGUUCCCUAUGACACACAGUUCCCUAACCCCCUGCUUGUAGCCGAAGCUAAUGGAGGACCUGGCUAUUUUGCCACCGCUCCUCCCGAGGCCCUUUUUUAUUCGGCCCCAGACCGAACCGCAACUCAGGAUGCGAUUACCAAUUUUGGCAGUCUGAAUGGUGACAAUGGACUAAGUAGUUACCCGGGCGCCGCUGCCCCCCAGCCCCUGAAUAACCAAUGGGAACCCGAUAUGUUGGAUGAUGAAGCUUCCAUACCUGACUCUGAUGACGAUAUGCCGGACAUUAGAAGAAAUCUGCCACCUAUUAAGAACAUGGUAUCAGAGCGUUGGACUUUGAAUGCUGCAGACGCUAGCAUUUUUUCAGCUUUUGCCCAGAAUGAUGAUGUGUUGGCGUACAUGGAGGCUCCCUAUUCCGCUGAAUACUGGGCUAGUGGCCUAAACAUGGUAUUUAUGCACUUUAUCAAUGUCACUGGACCUGGGAUUUCAAUUUUUGAAGGAAACAUAUCUUGUGCAGCGGAGAGAGGUAAAAGCAGAACAGCGGCAGGAUCUGGGCAAAGUCUGUGGAGCUCAGCACUGAAGCAUUACCAUCGCGCUAUUCGCCGUGUGGCCAAUAGUGUAAAGUCGCCGUCUAAGAGGACUCAACCGGCAACUCUUGCCGCAACUCUCUUGCUCGGAUACUUUGAAGUUUGGUCGUCUGAUCAUACAAAGUGGUGCAAUCACCUAUUCGGUGCCAAGAUUUUGUUCCGCGAGAUGUCUUUGGGGGACAUGACUCGAUCAUGCUUCCCUGUGAAGCGUAUGCGCCAAGGUCAAGAAGCCAAUGGAUACCAACUGGGGCACAUAAACUCCCAAUUUUAUGGCUCUCAUCAGCAGCCAGUAUCACCACAGGGUGGACUAAAUAAUCUGGAUUACGACCUUCUACGCGCUAUAACAGGGCUCGUCGUAACCCCUGAAGAUUACGGUGAAGGAGAGAGACAGCCUUCUGACAAAAGGAGUGCUCCAGCAACCGAUAAAGAAAUUGAAAAAUAUGACAUUAUUUGCGAUCUCUUUUGGUGGUACUGCAAAAUGGAUGUAUAUCAAAGCAUGUUAGGGGGUACUAAGCUCUUCAUGGAAUAUGAAUACUGGACACAGAUUCCUCCAAGAGCACCCUUUUCGACAUAUUCUGCAGCGUAUGGAACAUAUGAUCACUUGAUCUUGUUGCUCGGGCGGCUUUCAGACUUUGUUUCGAAGGAUUUAUCUCGAAAACAAAAGGCCAUAGAAGCUCAAGGUGGCGGAGCUGGAGCUGGAUCCCCAACCAUGUUUCCAGGCAUGUUUCCAACCUUUGGUAAAGUACAAGCGCCGAUGGGCUUUAGUCCUCCGAGAGACGACACGCCGCAGAGCGAUUCCCAAGAUGAUAUUGACCCCGAAGCCAGCUAUGAAGCCGCUCUGCAGGAGUGGAAUAGCAUUUACCGCUCCUUUGAUAUUUUCAAGCGCCGUCUUGGGCCCGGAUUUCAGCCCAUAAAUGAUGAAUUUGGAGAUCAAAAAGGAACAAAAACGCCUUUUGGCAACGCCAUUUACUUCAAAACGUACUCCAUUGCCGGCAUCUGGAUGAACUAUUACAUGGGAUUUAUCCAUCUGUAUCGAAGCCACCCAUCGAUGCCUCCAGUGGCCAUGAGGGCAGCGGGGCAAAUGGCAAAGAAGACGGCGGGCUUUGCCCAAAAGAUUGGACAAAUUGCCUUUGGGCUUGCUGCGGAUUGUUCGGAGUAUGCAAAUAUAAACACCUAUCUUGGUGCUGCUCUUAUUGAGAGCUCCUUUUGUGUCUUUGUCGCAGGGAUACAAUAUAAAGAAACUGCACAGAGAGAAUGGGUAAUCCAGAGAAUGCAUGACAUUGCUCGUCUCACAGGAUGGCAGUCCGCCAUGCAAAUUGCCUGUGGAUGUGAAUCUGCAUGGAUCAAGGCAAGCACCAUGGGUGGGCCAGAAUAUUCGCGACCAACCAUUAUCAAUGAUUUUCCAUCUUCCAUAUGGAAGAACCCUCGCCGAAUUGAUAAGAAAAUCGACGAAUUAGAAUCAAGCGAUGAACGGCGGUUAGUACUGGCCAAGGCUGAAAGAACACAUUACGCAAUCGGGAUACUAGCAAUCGAAACAGAACUCGCGAGACUCGAACUACGGGACGAUUUAAACUAA